Molecule: messenger RNA, 2595 nt
Organism: Heterotrigona itama
Lineage: Eukaryota; Metazoa; Arthropoda; Insecta; Hymenoptera; Apidae
Source: the annotation of a GenBank genome assembly
AUGGACUGUUUCCCCGCUGGGUAUCCUCUUCUCGGUCGAGGCGUUCUCCUCGAAGCUGCAGUCACCUCCAACAGUCCCUUCGCGAAGGUAACAACGGUAGUGUCCAGCUUACUCGCGGAUCGACUACCUGUAGUGAUCGGUUUACUCGAAGAGAAAUAAGAAGAAAAAGAAGAAGAAGAGGAAGACAGGAUGAAAUCCAUCGGGAGGCUCGUCUGUCUCGUCUGGGGUACGUUAAGAUGGAAAAUUUUUUACCAAAAUUUUUAAGCUCCAUUUUUACAAGUCUUAGCUAUUUACGAGUCUUAUUUCGUCGCGGUUCCCUCGCGAGGGGAGAACCGCGAUCCCGUCACGAUCCCGUGAGUACGCAGGCUGCUUCACGCGUGAAAAGAAAAGCAUCAUCGCGGACCAUGACGAGCCAUAACCAACGAUGGCUCGUCGAACGAUUUUCGUUUUUCACGGUGAAGUGAAUUCCUUGCAUGGAGAGCGAAAGUCAUUUCUUAAUUUUUUACUUAACCCUUAAGGGGAGUGUUUUUGUUCCAGAGUAUCGUACAGAUAAUCCGAGACGUUUAAUUAAUUUACUUAUAAAACAAUAGACGUUACAAUACUACGCUACAGAAGAUACUUUUAGAUUUUUGGUAAUUUCAGCGCCCCAAGGGGUUAAAUAAUUUCGAACGCACCGGAAAAAGUCAAGAUUUCUUCAAGAGGAGUGUUUUCACUCCUAGGUCCGCAGACAAAAGAAAAAAAGAAAAGAAAUUGUCCAUUGCGCUGGUUUCUACGCUCGGAGCCUGUGUCCUCGGGCUGCAACGACCACCACCCAGAUACUCGCAACAGUACAUGCCGGAAACUUCCUUCACUUGUCGCAACAAGAUUGUAGGAAGCUAUUACGCCGACCCGGAGACUGACUGCCAAGUGUUUCACGUCUGCGUGUCCGUGGCCGGCACCGUUCAAGACUACAAGUUCUUGUGUCCCAACGACACCGCGUUCGACCAAGAAAGUCAGACCUGCGCGGACUGGUACGACGUUGACUGUGAGGCAGCCACCCUCUACUACGCCAGCGACAAUUUCGACCUGUACAGGAUAGGAUCGGGCCUGGAGUCGCUUCACUACGACAGCAUACGCAGCGAUGCCGAGCCGCAAGACCAUCUUCAACGAUCCGAGACCAGCGACCCUGUCCGUUCAUCCGCCAAUACCCUCAACAGAGUACAGUCCUCGAACAAUUACAACGCCAACAGGGACCUGAGAGGCAGCAGCAGCGGCAACUUUUACAACAAUCGGAACGGCAAGGAUGAAGACUACGAGAACGAGAGGCCCUACAAGGACGAGGUUGCUCAAGAGAAGAAGAAAACGGGUGUCAGAAAGGUCAGCAGGAAGCAGCAGUACAAUGACAAUGGCAGCAGCAAUUACGUAGCGUCGAGCACGAGCGUGCCUGCCCCCGCCAACCAGAACACGUACACCGGUUUCUACAGCGGUAACAACUACAAUCAACGGGCGAACGGCUUCGUACCGUCGACCAGUGCUAGGCCCCAAGAAAGUAGUUUCAACAAGAAUCAGAACAACGCGCAGAGAUACAACACGCCGUCGUCGACUUAUCGGCCGAGCACUAACGCCGGCGGUUUCAGCCAGAGUACAACGGCGAAGCCGUUCAGUCAGAGCACCAGUUACAGCAAGAAUUACAAUCAGAAUUACAACAACGGCGGACAGCCGUUCGCGCCGUCCACAACCUUGCAACCUAGCACCAGUUACCAGGCGAACGACUACAACAAUUACCAGAGAAAUUAUAAUAAUAUUCAACGUACGAGUAAUAACGUACCCUAUCAGUCUACCACCGCUUCACCCACCAUUUAUGAUAAUAAUUACAGUAACAACAACAACAACAACAAUAAUAAUAAUAAUAAUAACAAUGGACAGUAUAGACCUGGCACGACCAUCAGGCAGGACAUCUCUCAAUCAACCACUAAAUACUUCCCCAGUUACGCAAGCAGCAAUUACGCGCCUACAACAUACAGUCCAGCUACGAAGAAGUACAACGACAACGCGCAGGCGCAGACCGCCGUAAGGAACAAUGAGAACGGACAGUAUUAUGAGAAAUCUAGCCAAUCUGUGAAAAGUUCGUCUCAGUAUUACGAGGUAACGAAAGCGCCGAAAAAGGCCACGCAAUACAACAAUUACGAUGGACCGAACGGGAAAUAUUACACGGAAACCAGCACGGGGAACUAUGAUCUGGCAAGAUCCUCCGUUGGGAUAGGGUUCAGUCCUGCUAGUAUCAAUCAUCUGGCUGAGACGCCAAGACCUACCACCCCGGUGCCAAGGAGGAUCUCUACAGUUACGACCUACAAUCCGAACAACUUCAAUUCAAACACCCAGAGACCACCGCAAUCGCCGACAACCCCUAGAGAAAGUACCUACGUCAGUGGAUCUGCCAGACCGUUCUCGUCAACGACGAGGCUACCCAGUACCACUACACCGCGACCGAAAUCUGGGAAGAAGAACGACUACGACUAUGCCUAUUACGACAACACCGCUGGAUUGGAGUACGACAGCCUCGAUUUGGAACACGUGACCGUGAACAAGGAGUCGACGAAGAUCGCGAGGAACUGA